This is a messenger RNA of Lagopus leucura (white-tailed ptarmigan), 2476 nucleotides long. RefSeq names its product TNF receptor associated factor 6 (gene TRAF6). Bases 98 to 1735 code for a protein of 545 amino acids. Gene Ontology annotation, biological process: regulation of canonical NF-kappaB signal transduction; tumor necrosis factor-mediated signaling pathway; positive regulation of JNK cascade. Gene Ontology annotation, cellular component: plasma membrane signaling receptor complex. The record is from RefSeq and is a predicted model, not a curated record. Gene Ontology annotation, molecular function: zinc ion binding; tumor necrosis factor receptor binding; ubiquitin protein ligase activity. The transcript is spliced from 7 exons. NCBI's taxonomy places the organism in Eukaryota, Metazoa, Chordata, Aves, Galliformes, Phasianidae.
CGGCUCGUCCCGAGGAGAAGGCGGAAGCGGCGUCCGGCGAGGAGCGGAGCGGCCCGCGGGGCUGGCGGGCAUUCUGUGCGGCACUCGACCAGCUGCUAUGAGCUUGCUACACAGUGACAGCAGCUGUGGGGCCCGAGACAUGGAUGGCGGCUGCUGUGCGGCCAUGGCCAGCGCCUGCAGCGGGGGAGCGAAAGAAGACAGCGUGAGUGUUGGCAGUGGGACCGGCAACCCGCCCAGCUCCUUCACGGAGGAGACGCAGGGAUACGACGUGGAGUUCGAUCCGCCCUUGGAAAGCAAAUAUGAGUGUCCGAUCUGCCUGAUGGCCCUUCGGGAAGCAGUGCAGACGCCGUGUGGGCACCGUUUCUGCAAAGGCUGCAUUGUCAAAUCAAUAAGAGAUGCGGGUCACAAAUGUCCAGUAGACAAUGAAAUUCUACUUGAAAAUCAACUUUUUCCAGACAACUUUGCAAAACGGGAAAUCCUUUCAUUAACAGUUAAGUGUCCCAACAAGGGCUGCUGCAUGAAGAUGGAGCUGAGACAUUUAGAGGAGCACCAGUUGCAUUGUGAUUUCACGGCUGUGGAAUGUCCGCAGUGCCAAGGAGCCUUUCAGAAGAACCACCUGAAAGAGCACAUGACACAGGAGUGUCCCCGGCGACAAGUGUGCUGUCCAAACUGUGCCACAUCUAUGGCUUAUGAAGAUAAGGAGCUUCAUGACCAAACCUGCCCUCUUGCCAAUGUAUUCUGUGAAUAUUGCAACACAAUGCUCAUCAGGCAGCAGAUGCCCAACCAUUACGAUAAUGAUUGUCCUACUGCCCCGGUACCGUGCUUUUACAGUGCCUUUGGGUGUCCUGAAAAGAUGCAGAGGAACGAACUGGCACGACACAUGCAGGAAUUCACUCAGGUUCACAUGAGAAUGAUGGCUCAGAGCAUUCAAAAUAUCAGUGUUACUGCUACAAACCCUGUACCCUUUAUCAACGGCCUACAGUUUGAGCCUGCCCUCUUCUCCCAUGUGUCACAUGCGCCAUAUAAUUGUAAUCCAGAAGUUGAAAACUUUAAAGAAACUAUUCAGCAAUUGGAAGGUCGUCUAGUGAGACAGGAUCACCAAAUCAGAGAACUCAUUGCAAAGAUGGAGACGCAGAACACUCACAUGGCAGAACUCAAACGUACCAUCCGAAAUUUGGAGGGAAAGAUUACUGAAAUGGAGGCACAACAAUGUAAUGGUAUUUACAUCUGGAAGAUCGAGAACUUCAGUGGACUUCAGAAAGCCCAGGAAGAAGAGAGGCCUGUUGUGAUGCACAGUCCUGGCUUCUAUACUGGAAAACCUGGCUACAAGCUGUGUUUGCGCCUGCAUAUCCAGUUACCAAAUGCUCAGCGGUGUGCUAAUUUUAUAUCGCUGUUUGUCCACACGAUGCAAGGGGAAUAUGACAGCCAUCUGCCUUGGCCUUUCCAAGGCACUAUACGACUUUCUAUUUUGGAUCAAUCGGAAGGCCCUGAGAGGCAGAAUCAUGAAGAAGUAAUGGAAGCCAAGCCAGAGUUACUCGCCUUCCAGAGACCAACGAUUCAUCGCAAUCCAAAAGGUUUUGGUUAUGUGACUUUCAUGCACCUGCAAACUUUGAAGCAAAGAACCUUUGUAAAGGAUGAUACCCUUCUGGUGCGCUGUGAAGUUCUAACACGUCUAGAUUUAAACAGCCUUCGCAGGGAAGGAUUUCAAGCUCGCAGUACUGAUGGAGCUGCGUAACCAAGUCUUAACUAGAGGGAUGGAGGCCUGGUCGUACUUUUCCACCACAGAUACAUGCAUGCUCCACUAUCCAUAUAGGCUGAAUAAGAUCGUAAAUGCUGCCACGGUUGAUCUUCACUUGAACAGCUCUGUGAGGUUGUGUCUGAAUACUAGCAAUUGUUCUCUAUUAAGUUGUAAGCUACUUCUGUAGCAAGCUAACUGAAAGUGUGGUUAAUCAAAAUUUAACUGCCUACAAGAAAAACUUACUGAAGUACCUACACAUUUCUGUUUGGCGAAGUGCAAGUAAGUCAUAUCAGAAAAGACCUAUAAAUCUUUGCAGCUCAGUGCCUUGGAGUAGGUGCUGCAGCAGGGAAAUCAUAGGUAGGUAAAUUAAUAAAAAUGAGGGUUAGGCUUUUUUUCAUGGAGCUUGGGAGAGCUUUGCCUUGGGUGAGAUGGUUUCUAUGUUGACUUACCUAGAAUUUUUAAUUGACUAUGCUUCUCUUGAUAUCUGAAGUCAGGUUAAAGCUUUGCUGACACAACUUAAAGCGAGAUGCUUCGACCCUUCUUUGCUGCAGUAAGAAACUGUGUGUCAAUAUCAAGUUGAUAGUAGAAUUUCUGAAAGGUAGGUGGUAGUGUUGUGAGGAAGGUUAAAGGAGCCAAGCUCUUAGAAAUAUUUCUAAGAUGGUCCGAAAGUGCUGCUCCCCACUGCUCUUUAUUUUGACCCUAACUUUUGUAUGCAAGUGCGCGUGGUGUGUGUUCCAG